Messenger RNA from Drosophila bipectinata, 2384 nucleotides. RefSeq names its product amphiphysin (gene Amph). Gene Ontology annotation, molecular function: phospholipid binding; protein binding. Lineage: Eukaryota; Metazoa; Arthropoda; Insecta; Diptera; Drosophilidae. The record is from RefSeq and is a predicted model, not a curated record. Gene Ontology annotation, cellular component: cytoplasm; plasma membrane.
AACCGCUGCACCAAGUUGGGGCUCUGUUGGGGUUCCGUUGUCUGGCUAUCGUGGAGUUCGGACGUGUAUGUCAGUGCCAUUUGUUUUGAAUAAACCGAAUUAAUUCAACGCGCCGCCCCAAAACUGCAUAUAAAUAGCUCAGCCAGCGUGCAAAAUAGCGGGUCGAAAGUCGAAAAUUGUUAACAAGUGUGCGCGGAGGCGAUUUCCCGUCUAUACUAGUUGUUGAAAUUAUAAAAAAAAAAACACACACACACACACAGCACAUAAAAAUUGUUGUUAUUUUACCGUGUGUGUGGCAUUUAAAGUUUCCCGCAAAACGCAAGUUCGUGGCAUCAUGCUGGCCAAAUCAGUUCAAAAACACGCUGGACGUGCCAAGGAGAAGAUUCUACAAAAUCUUGGAAAAGUGGAUCGCACUGCCGAUGAAAUCUUCGACGAUCACCUAAACAACUUCAACCGCCAGCAGGCGAGUGCCAACAAACUACAAAAGGAAUUCAAUAACUAUAUACGAUGUGUUCGAGCUGCACAAGCCGCCUCCAAGACACUGAUGGAUGCCGUUUGCGAAAUCUACGAGCCACAGUGGAGCGGAUACGAUGCCCUUCAAGCACAAACCGGAGCCUCGGAGAGCCUGUGGGCGGACUUUGCGCACAAAUUGGGGGACCAAGUGCUCAUACCCCUCAACACAUACACAGGCCAGUUUCCAGAAAUGAAGAAAAAAGUUGAGAAACGCAACCGGAAGCUGAUUGAUUAUGAUGGACAGCGUCACUCGUUCCAGAAUCUGCAGGCCAAUGCCAACAAGCGUAAAGAUGAUGUCAAGCUAACCAAAGGACGUGAACAGUUGGAGGAAGCCAGACGCACUUAUGAGAUUCUGAAUACGGAACUGCAUGAUGAACUGCCAGCUUUGUAUGAUUCGAGAAUACUGUUUUUGGUUACCAACUUGCAGACCCUAUUCGCCACAGAGCAGGUCUUUCACAAUGAAACCUCCAAGAUUUAUUCGGAACUGGAGGCUAUUGUCGAUAAGCUGGCCACAGAAUCACAGCGCGGAUCAAAUACCCUACGCAAGCAAACUAGCAAUGCCAUCAAGACAUCCAGUCCAGUGCAGUCGCCGGUAAACAAGCUCAACAACGCCAACAUCAACAGCAGCAACUACCAGAAUCAGAUUACCACCAACGGUGGCUCCAGUCUGGCCAACAGCCCAACAUCCACCAACUCGUCGCUGCAAGAGCCGAGAUUUGAUUCAGUUUCUUCAACACCAGAACCGUCUCCGACUCCGGAUUCCCCAACAGCCUCGAAGCCCAGUAGUAGUCCCACGGAAAACGGUGCAACCGCAAAGCCAGUGGAGCGUCCCGAGCUGACAGGUCUGAACGGAUCAAGUGGCACCAAGACCAGCACCACCACCACCCAGACCUCGCCCAGCACGGAGGAGCCAGUAACCGCAAAGGCAGUGCCAGCUGGGGACUUGGCACUACCACCAGCCGUGGCACCACCACCAACACCCCAAGUGAACGGCAACAACAAUGAACCACCCACCACCCCCCAUCCCACAGUGGCAGGUGCAAAGGAGGGUGGCGGUAAGCAGCCGAAGGAACUGCCAACCACCAACAGCAAUGCCGAGGCGGCGGCUGAGGCGGCGGCCAACAAUGGCAACUCGAUCGAGGAGCACAAGCAGAAGAAACUAGGUAAUGACACCAAAACAGUCACCCAACCGACAGACACAGUCACCCAGCACUUAGUUACAUCUACCGAUCCAGAUACAGAUACAGAUACCAAAUCAGUAAAUACCGAUAAAGAUACUACCAAUACCAGUCAGAGCACAGUCACAGAUCCAAGUCCAAGUCAGAGCAUUAGACCCAUAGUUAAUAGACACAGCGGUAAUAAGGCUAAUAAGAAUCCGUUCGAGGAGGACGAAGAUCGCAUCUACGAGGUGCCCGCUGAUGCCAACACCGCUGACCUGCCGGCCGGCGUGCUCUACCGCGUCAAGGCCACCUACGGCUACGUCAAGGAGGAUGUGGACGAGCUGAGCUUCGAGAUCGGUGACAUAAUUCGCGUUAUUGAGUACGACGAUCCCGAGGAUCAGGAGGAGGGCUGGCUGAUGGGUCAGAAGGAGGGCACCACCGAGAAGGGACUCUUCCCCGCCAACUUUACGCGUCCCAUCUGAGCGGCCCCCGUAACGGAGGAGCACAGGAGCACAGGAGCAACCGAGCAAGCAACGAACCAACUUUAAAACCAACAACAAUUAUAUUUAAAAAAAAAAAAAACCAACACACAGUUUUCGAGUGGAGAUCCUCCUCCCAAUUUACAUUUCGGCCAAAUUUUUUCAAUGUGAGCGCUGCUUCAACUUUUGUCCAUUUAAUAAAUUCUUGUUUUUGUGAAUUGUAUUCUUGAAA